Molecule: messenger RNA, 4974 nt
Organism: Polypterus senegalus (gray bichir)
Lineage: Eukaryota; Metazoa; Chordata; Cladistia; Polypteriformes; Polypteridae
Product: serine/threonine-protein kinase N2-like
Exons: 22
Coding region: 386-3286 (966 amino acids)
Biological process (GO): signal transduction; protein phosphorylation
Molecular function (GO): ATP binding; small GTPase binding; protein serine/threonine kinase activity
Source: RefSeq, a predicted model, not a curated record
UGAUCGGGAAUGUAUGAAUCGAGUCGACUCGCCAAGGAUCAGGAGUAAGCAGGCUGAGCGUCAUCUAGAGACAGCAAGAGCAAGCAAGCCGUCGAUGAGCGGCUCCCGAGGGCGGGGGUUGGCGAGCUAAACUAACAUUAACCUCCGCCUCUGGUUCGCAUUUCACUGAAAUAUUGCAUUAAAACUCAUUGACGUUGAGAAAAGAUAGAAAGAAAAUGGCCAGUCCAGGAUUUCCAGACUGAUCUUCCAAGGGAAGGCAGAAGUUUGCGAUGUUUUUCCCUUGAACCCGCGGUGGAUUCGGAGCUCGGCGUGAACUUUCGCAGCUUUUUCCCCCCAACUCCUCAUUUUCACUGCACCGUGAGUUUAAUUCAAAGUUGGAGUUAAGAUGGCGACCGAUUCCGUGCAGGGGGAUGUCAUGGAUCUUUCAGAUGCAAUGUUGCAACAGAAACUUGAUGAGAUUAAGGACCAGAUAAAGCGAGAGAUCCGUAAAGAACUCAAAAUCAAGGAAGGAGCUGAGAACCUUCGAAAAGUAACAACAGAUAAGAAAAGUUUGGCAUACGUGGACAACAUGUUAAAAAAGUCAAACAAAAAGUUAGAGGAAUUACACCAAGAGCUGCAGGAAUUAAAUGCGCAUAUUGUGGUGAAAGACCCAGAAGAUCUUUUGGAUUGUCCAAGAACACCAGACACUCCAAAUAGUGAAAUGCGUACCUCUACAAACAGUAGCAGACUAGCAGCAUUGAAGAAACAGCAUGAUAUUGAGCAGAAGGUGAAGCAAGGAGCAGAGAACAUGAUCCAAAUGUAUUCAAAUGGCUCAUCUAAGGAUCGAAAGCUGCUUGCUGCUGCACAACAAAUGCUUCAGGACAGCAAGACAAAAAUUGAAGUCAUCAGAAUGCAAAUUCUUAAAGCAGCGCAGGCGAGUGAAGUAGCCUUUGAUAAUACUGAAGGUAUAGCAAAACCUGUAAUCAGUCCUCUUGAACUACGGAUAGAGGAACUGAGGCAUCACUUCAGGAUAGAAUAUGCAGUUGCUGAAGGAGCCAAAAAUGUCAUGAAAUUACUUGGUUCUGGAAAAGUUACUGAAAAAAAGGCACUUUCUCAAGCACAGUCCAGAUUUAAUGAAUCAAGCCAAAAGUUAGAUCUCUUGAAAUAUUCCUUAGAGCAAAGACUGAAUGAACUUCCCAAGAAUCAUCCAAAAAGUAGUGUUAUAAUAGAAGAAUUGUCUUUGGCAGCAUCUCCAGUGUUAAGCCCAAGGCAAAGCAUAAUUUCAUCACAAAACCAGUAUAGUACUGUUGCUAAACCAGCUGCAUUAACAGGUACUUUAGAUGUCAGACUGAUGGGAUGCCAAGACCUUUUGGAUAACGUACCUGGAAGAUCAAAAACUACGUCAGUUCCACUUCCUGGUUGGAGUCCGAGUGAAGCCAGGUCCUCUUUUAUGAGCAGGACAUCUAAAAAUAAAAGUGGAAGCAGCCGAAAUCUUCUGAAAACAGAUGAAGUAUCCAAUGAAAUCAGCGCAGUAUUGAAGUUGGACAACAUGGUUGUUGGGCAGACAAGCUGGAAACCUAUUAGUAAUCAGUCCUGGGAUCAGAAGUUUACACUGGAACUUGAUCGGUCCCGUGAACUGGAGAUUUCUGUAUAUUGGCGAGAUUGGCGUUCACUUUGUGCUGUCAAAUUUCUAAGAUUAGAAGAUUUCCUGGAUAAUCAGCGGCAUGGAAUGUGUUUGUAUCUUGAACCACAGGGCACAUUGUUUGCAGAGGUUACAUUUUUUAAUCCUGUGAUUGAGAGGAGACCAAAACUUCAAAGACAGAAAAAAAUAUUUUCAAAGCAGCAAGGCAAGACCUUUCUUCGUGCACCACAAAUGAACAUCAACAUUGCAACCUGGGGAAGACUAGUGAGAAGAGCAAUUCCAUCAGUGAAUAACUCUGGCACAUUUAGCCCACAGGUUCCUCUUCCUACAACUGUACCUGUAGCUGACCCACGACUGCCCGAGUCUCCUACGUCACCAAGUGAUCCUACAGUAACAAAACUUGAAUUCGACCCUGAACCCCCUCCAACACCAAAGCAUGCUGCUGUUGUGGAAAUUAGAGAAGCUACUCCUGAUAUCAAGCUUCCAGAUAGGCAAAUUCAGGAUGCAUUGUCAACAUUUGAUUUCUUAAAUGACAGACAUAGUACGGGGGCAGUCACAAAUCCAGAGCCUGCUAGCAUUGUAGAACGGGAAGCUAAAAAGCCAGAUUUUGAGAUAAUGCCUGAACCGGAAUCAUCAGACACAAGAAUUGCACAGAGGUUUCAGUUUAGUCUCAAAGAUUUCAAAUGUGUGGCUGUUUUAGGACGUGGGCAUUUUGGAAAGGUGCUGCUAGCUGAAUAUAAAAGCACAGGGGAAAUGUUUGCAAUUAAAGCCUUAAAAAAAGGAGACAUUGUAGCACGUGAUGAGGUUGACAGCCUUAUGUGUGAAAAGAGAAUCUUUGAAACUGUGAAUAGUGUUCGGCAUCCAUUUUUAGUUAACCUCUUCGCCUGUUUCCAAACCAAAGACCAUGUUUGUUUUGUGAUGGAAUAUGCUGCUGGUGGAGAUCUUAUGAUGCACAUUCAUGCUGAUGUGUUUUCUGAACCAAGAGCAGUAUUUUAUGCAGCGUGUGUGGUUCUUGGUUUGCAGUUUUUGCACGAACACAAGAUAGUAUACAGAGAUUUAAAGCUGGAUAAUUUGUUGCUUGAUACAGAAGGCUACGUGAAGAUUGCAGACUUUGGUCUUUGCAAAGAAGGUAUGGGUUUUGGGGACCGAACGAGUACAUUCUGUGGCACUCCAGAGUUCCUUGCUCCAGAAGUAUUAACAGAUACAUCAUACACAAGAGCUGUGGAUUGGUGGGGACUUGGAGUGCUCAUCUUUGAAAUGCUUGUUGGUGAGUCUCCAUUUCCAGGUGAUGAUGAAGAGGAGGUGUUUGACAGUAUUGUUAAUGAUGAAGUUAGGUAUCCAAGAUUUCUGUCUACUGAAUCUAUCUCCAUAAUGAGAAGACUUCUAAGAAGAAAUCCAGAACGGCGCCUUGGAGCAGGUGAGAGAGAUGCUGAAGAUGUGAAGAAGCAUCCAUUUUUCAGAAAUGUUGAUUGGAAUGGCCUUUUGUCUAAGAAAGUGAAGCCUCCCUUUGUUCCUGUAAUUAAAGGACGAGAGGACGUCAGUAACUUUGAUGAUGAAUUUACCUCAGAAGCACCAAUUCUCACUCCUCCAAGAGAACCGCGGGUCCUCAGUUUGGAAGAACAGAUUAUGUUCCAGGAUUUUGAUUAUAUAGCAGACUGGUGUUAGGCUUCAGACACUGUGAAACCAACUUCCUGCAACUCACAGAAACACCUCUUUCAAAGAAGAAAUAUUUUUCUUCAUGCCUUUUCCUUGCACUCUGUGCCAUUAAAGGAUUUUUAUUUUUUAAAUCUAAUGAAGAAUUUUUAUAUUAAAAAAAGCAAAACUCAAAAACUAGACGGCCAUUUCCAAACUCUUAGAAGUGGCUUAAAUAUGGCUCAUGCUGAUUUUGAAUGGUCUGUGCACUGGGAAUAUUGUAACAAACAUUACACCAAUUUUUGCAAACAGAGCCACCUUAAAUGAUUGAUCAUGCAUGGGCACAUUGACUGUUACUGUAAACCCAGUAAUGUGUCAUCCAACUUUGUUUUUGUUGUUUAGCCUUGGAUUUUAAUCAUUUUUGUAAAGGCCAAUGUUCUACAUUAAAACUUUGGGUGCUUUGGAAUUUGAACAUAUUCUCAGAUAUGACAGUGAUAUUGACUACUUAUAUUCAUAUAUCAAAGCCAGAAAUGUACUUUUAUUCAAAGUUUAGAUAACUAGAAUUACUUUUUUAACACUAGUACCGAUUCUUGCCUUGUAAAUUUGUAUUUAUUUUAACCUUUUAAAAAUGCCUUAAUUUUAUUAGAUUACACCAGAUGAGCUUCCACAUAGCCAAGAGGUACAGAAAACCUACCAAAGCUGUUUGCCAAAUAGUCACAACCAACAGAUUUCUUGACUGCUUUGAAUUUGGCCUUCGUCAAAGCCUUAUUGGAAAUAAUGACAAACUAGGCAAGUAAUGUUGAUGUCCGUCAUGCUUUGCAGUCCCAUUUUUAUUGAGCAUUGUAGCUUGUGGGACUGUAUUGCACUUUAAGUACUACAAGCUCACUCGUGUACCUAAAGAUGUUCUGUUAAAGUAACUGUUACAUGCAAGGUUAGUUUACACUCUUAGAGGGGACGAUGAUUUCCCGUGUCCCCAGCAGCCAUUGAAGAGGUCAUGAAGUGCCCAUUUGCAUCUGAAUCAUAGGGUCACUGAACUUCAAGAGUGAUUAUCUGAAGGUAAAAGUUCUUGGGGAGUGGUUGGGGAAUCCAGAAGUAAGUGAAUGUAAAUAUUUGACUAAAGUUUAAGGUUAUAUUUGUUAUAUAAUAAACAACAAAAGUGGUGGUGUCUUUGAAAAUAUUGUAUGUUUUGAUAGGUAAUGUAAGAUAUUUGGAUUUUGCUACAAGCAUUAACCCUGUACACUAGCACAGUUCAGACUUAUUUGAGCACUUUUAUUUAAGUAAGUUAUGUUGUCAAAGUCAAAUAUUCUAAUGGCUAGACAAAUCUUUCAUGCAGUUUGUGAUGUUGUCGUAAGGGAUCUUUAAAGGACAGACCGUUCUUUUCUUGCAUAUGACUAUAAACUGUUUUUAAAAAUAUGACAAUACCGUGUUUGUUCUUUCCAUGCCACCAAUGUACAUUUGCUAAAUACCAAACUUUUGGAGUCUUCAGAGAUAUGGCCUGGCAUAAUGUAUUUUUUGUUUUAAUCUGACAAAGCAAUUGUAGCUCAGUAACUAAAUUUGUACAGAAAAUAUAUUUUUUUUAUAGCAAAAAUCACUUAAGGGUAAGAGGGCAGAAAUGUAUGUAUACAAAUGAGCAGAGAGCACUAAUUUUAUCUUUGUAGUUUUUACAUGAUCAUCUUUUUUAUUUCUAAAUAAGAAAAUAGGUUGUAAAUAUGUUCUUUUUU